Molecule: messenger RNA, 1010 nt
Organism: Vicugna pacos (alpaca)
Lineage: Eukaryota; Metazoa; Chordata; Mammalia; Artiodactyla; Camelidae
Source: RefSeq, a predicted model, not a curated record
CUGUUCCUGGUCACCAGACUAAUUGGGGCAAAUGACACUGGGGCACCUGCCGGAGGCCUAGGCUGGAGCACCAGCUUCCCUGUGGCAGCCUCCGUGCUCUGAGGAGGUCACUUCUGGAGGGCAGAGGUGGAGGCCUGUGCUGAGCGUCUGGCCCCUUGACCUGAUCCCGAGGAAGGACCAUGUUCCUGUUUUCGUCACUUCCUGUCCUUCUUCUGUGUGUGGUGACAGCAUCCAGCUCAGAAACAAAAACCUGUGAGGAUGCCCAGAAGACCUGUUCAGUGGUUGCUUGUGGCAUCCCGGUCACCAACGGCACGCCUGGCAGAGAUGGGCGAGACGGACCCAAGGGAGAAAAGGGAGAGCCAGGGCAAGGGCUCAGAGGCUUGCAGGGUCCUCCAGGGAAAAUGGGGCCUCCAGGAAAUGUAGGGAGUCCUGGGCCUCUGGGACCAAAGGGCUCCAAAGGAGAUCGUGGAGACAGUUCGGUUGCUGAGGCUAAGCUGGCUAACUUAGAGGGACAGCUAAGGAGGCUGAGGUCAGAACUGGAUCACGUGAAAAAGUUGCAAGUCUUUUCCUUGGGCCAGAAGCCUGGGAAGAAGCUCUAUGUGACCAAUGGCAAAAAGAUGACUUUUUCCCAAGUGAAGGCUCUAUGCGCCGGGUUUCAGGCCACUGUGGCCACCCCCAGGAAUGCUGAGGAGAACAAAGCCAUCCAGGACGUGGCCCAGGACAAUGCCUUUCUGGGCAUCACAGAUGAGGUGACAGAAGGCCAUUUUGCGUACGUAACAGGAGGGCGGAUAACCUACAGCAACUGGAAGAGUAAUGAGCCGAAUGACCAUGGCUCGGGGGAGGACUGCGUGGUCCUCCUCAGUGACGGGCUCUGGAAUGACAUCUCCUGCUCUGCCUCCUUCUUGGCUGUCUGUGAAUUCCCAGCCUGAAGAGGCAGUUUCCUCCGCCCCCGUGGUUCCCUGCUGAGCUCUCUGCUGCUCUGAAAGAGAAUUCAGUGCCUGUUUUCCCUU